Messenger RNA from Cottoperca gobio, 2725 nucleotides. RefSeq names its product 6-phosphofructo-2-kinase/fructose-2,6-biphosphatase 2b (gene pfkfb2b). The transcript has 16 exons. Gene Ontology annotation, cellular component: cytosol. Lineage: Eukaryota; Metazoa; Chordata; Actinopteri; Perciformes; Bovichtidae. Gene Ontology annotation, biological process: fructose 2,6-bisphosphate metabolic process; fructose metabolic process. Gene Ontology annotation, molecular function: 6-phosphofructo-2-kinase activity; ATP binding; fructose-2,6-bisphosphate 2-phosphatase activity. The record is from RefSeq and is a predicted model, not a curated record. Bases 161 to 1780 code for a protein of 539 amino acids.
CCAGCUGGCCGAGGAGGCACCUCAGCACCAAGGGCAGGCCGAUCACACUGGCUCCUCCGGCCGCAGCGGCGGGCGCAAACUCUCGGUCCGGCUCAUCGUGAGAUCACCGGCUUAUUAUUUGUGCAUCGUCCAGCUUGGACAAUGCCAUACUGAGGAAGAAAUGGAGAGAGAGAUAACUGAUUGUGACUCAAACGACACUUUCAACAUGUCGAGCACUCAGAUAGAUAAUGGCUCUGCAGAAGCCAAGAAAGCAGACCAAAGAAUGAAUGAGAAGAAAUGCUCGUGGGCCUCCUAUAUGACAAAUUCUCCAACAGUAAUCGUGAUGAUCGGCCUGCCUGCGAGAGGGAAGACCUACAUGUCAAAGAAACUCACGCGUUACCUCAACUGGAUCGGAGUCCCAACCAAAGUGUUUAACUUGGGCGUGUACCGCAGAGAGGCUGUCAGAGCUUAUAAAUCCUAUGAUUUCUUUCGCCACGACAAUGAGGACGCCAUGAGAAUCAGGAAGCAGUGUGCUCUGGUAGCUCUGCAGGAUGUGAAGGCGUACCUGUCUGUGGAGGGAGGGCAGAUCGCGGUGUUCGAUGCAACAAACACAACAAGAGAAAGGCGAGACCUCAUUCUAGCUUUUGUGAAGGAGAAUGCAUUUAAGGUGUUCUUUGUGGAGUCGGUGUGCGACGACCCGGACGUCAUUGCUGCUAAUAUCCUGGAAGUGAAAGUGUCCAGUCCCGACUACCCCGAGAGACACCGAGAGAGAGUGAUGGACGAUUUCCUUAAACGAAUCGAGUGCUACAAGGUUACUUACCAACCAUUAGAUCCCGAUGAUUACGACAAGGACUUAUCUUUCAUCAAGGUGAUAAACGUGGGCCGGCGUUUUCUGGUGAACCGGGUGCAGGACUACAUCCAGAGUAAGAUUGUCUACUACCUCAUGAACAUCCACGUGCACUCUCACUCCAUCUACCUGUGUCGGCACGGAGAGAGCGACCACAACGUAGAAGGUCGCAUCGGAGGAGACUCCGAGCUUUCUCCUCGAGGGAAACAGUUUGCCCAUGAGCUGCGAGAUUUCAUUGAGGAGCACCAACUGUCAGAUUUGAAGGUGUGGACGAGCCAACUGAGAAGAACCAUCCAGACGGCGGAGGAGCUCGGUGUCCCUUAUGAACAGUGGAAAAUACUCAACGAGAUUGACGCUGGUGUGUGUGAGGAGAUGACUUAUGAGAUGAUCGAGAACACAUUCCCAGAGGAGUUCGCUUUGAGGGACCAGGACAAGUACCACUAUCGCUACCCAGGAGGAGAGUCCUACCAAGACCUCGUUCAACGUUUGGAGCCGGUUAUCAUGGAGUUGGAGAGACAGGGCAACGUGUUGGCCAUCUGCCACCAGGCUGUGAUGCGCUGUCUGCUAGCUUACUUCCUGGACAAGAGUGCAGAAGAUCUACCAUACAUGAAGUGUCCGCUCCACACAAUACUCAAGCUGACCCCUGUUGCAUAUGGUUGUAAAGUGGAAAUGUUUUAUCUUAACGUGGAGGCAGUAAACACCCAUCGAGACCGGCCUCUUGAUAAAAACCCGAGGAACUCUGCUCUCAUACAUCGGCGGAAUAGUUACACUCCCUUGGCCAGUCACGACCAGGUCAAGCGUCCCAGGCUCUACAGCGCGGGCAACCAGCCCUGGCUACCGCUCGCCCCCACCCCAGCAGCUCUGAUGCCAGAGGGACGGCAAAGCCAAGAGUCCCUGUGCGAAGGAGACAACUUUGACAGCCCCGAAGAAACUAGUGGCUGUGUCCGCUUCUGAGGGAAGAUGAAAGCCUCUUUCUUCAACGCACAACGUGGAGAAAGGUUCAGUCAGGAAUCAAAAGAUUUUAUUUUUAAUUUUUUUUAACCACAUUCUUGCAAACGAUCAGAUUAUCUGUUUAACUUUACUCUGCAUGCUGAAGCUUUGAACUGGAAUCCUUAUCAUUAGUAUCAUAAACACUUCUGCAUGUGCACAACAAUCAAUAAAGAACAGGCAGCUUAUCCACAUUGUAAAUACUACAAUGCCUUACUGCACUUUAAGUAUAUUGUUAGAAUUAGCUCCUCUGUAUGAAUGUAUGAAUAAAUGUAUGCUUAUGUUGAACACCAUUUUUCACUAUUACAAAUAGAUCAUGUUAUAAAGUAGAUGCUGUAAGAAUAUUUUUAUAAUACAAAUAUUAUCCUGCAAUAAAAAGCUGUAGUUGUGAGUCUUAUGAAAUGUGUUCUUAGCCAUCAUCUGUUAUUGUUUUGGUUUAGAUUUGAGAGAAUAUACUUGUCGGGUUCUGCAGGAAAUUCAAAUACUGUAUUGAGUUUUCUUUCUUCUGAAUGUUCUUUGUCUUGUUAGAUAAAUGGACAUCCUGUGUACUAGCAGCAGAUAAAGAAGCUUACUUUUCUGUCUGUUUGUAUUACGCUGGUGUGUCACAAUGUACACUAAAUCUGUUAAUCAAAAAACAUAACGUGGUAUAUUAUGUCUUGACAUUAUGUUCAUGUUGUCAUACUGGCGGAACCUGUGUUUUAAUUGCUUGAUGCAAAUGUACUUUACUCUUUAUAUUGUCAUUACGAUUCAAAACAUAAAAUCCUUUCAUUAUACUUAAUAAUAGACAGUAGCACAAGUUUCCUUCUAGGACUUUGUAAUGUUUGAUUGUUUAUAAGUUUUUGCUCAAAGCAGCCUACUGUGCCUUUUUAAGCAGACAAUAAAAGUGAGUGGAGUGAUUCAAGUCUAUUACAA